Messenger RNA from Talaromyces marneffei, 2508 nucleotides. RefSeq lists its product as uncharacterized. The record is from RefSeq and is a predicted model, not a curated record. Gene Ontology annotation, molecular function: zinc ion binding. NCBI's taxonomy places the organism in Eukaryota, Fungi, Ascomycota, Eurotiomycetes, Eurotiales, Trichocomaceae. The transcript has 3 exons. The coding region runs from base 1 to 2508 and encodes 835 amino acids.
AUGAGUGAUCUGGUGCCUUUAUCAAAAUCGUCUGCGAUUUUGUCGACCUCCAUGGCGACUCCCUCCCCCUCAGCACCGGCCGUCGGUCCAGACACAUUGAUCACUAUCAAGAUUCUUCACAAUGACUCGGUUAACCGUCGCUUCAAGAUUCCUCUGCGAGACUUGGGUGCUCGUGUGUUUCCCCAAAAGGUCCGUUAUCUGUUGGCUGUGGCACCCACAGACUCUCUAGUCCUUGAACGCUACUCCGACAGCCUCGCCAACUACAUUGUCUUGGACAGCGAGAAUCCUGCUGUCUACAAGCAACUCUACCGUGCUGCCAAGGCCAAGCUCAAGCUCCGCAUCAAGGCUACCACCAAGCCCCAAGAGUCGACAGACUCGCCAGUCGUCACCGCUCCUAUCGAGGAACCUCGUAUCCAGGAACAAUCCCACCAGCGCUUCCGUUACUUGGAGACUGUUCUUAGUCCCUCGACCACCGCUAGUGCUCAGACCAAAAAUAUGACGUCACCGCUCACUUCCCGGGCUCGGGCCUUCUCACCUGUCUCUUCCGUCCAUGAGAAGCAGCAAGCUUUCCCUCUCCGAUUCUCCGACAACAACUACCUUGGCAAUGCAUUCUGCAUCGACUGCAACAACUGCGGCGGUAGCAUCCCUAGCGAGCACUACCACUGCGGCAUCUGUGACGACGGUGAUUAUGAUCUGUGCCUCAAUUGCGUUGACGCUGGUGUGUCCUGCCCUGGUGACGACCACUGGUUGUUGAAGCGUGUGGUGCAGAAUGGUGUCAUCAUCAACAGCGUUACUGAGAUUGCACCCAAGCGUCUCGGUUCUUUGGAGCCUGUUGCUACAGAGAAGCCUGCUCCGGUCAAGGAAGAGCCUGAGGAAGAGCCUAAGGUUGAAGAAAAGGAGGCUAUUGUUCCCGAGCCAGAGGUCAAGGAGGAGCCAAAGGAAGUUGCCGAUGAGCGUACCUGUAAUGCAUGCUUUAGAGAAUUCUCUGAGAGCUCAAUGGUGCAUUGUGACAACUGCGAAGACUACGACUUGUGCAUUGGCUGUCUGUUGAAGAACUCUCACGGACACAAUCCCGCCCACGCAUUCUCGAUUAUCCAGGAGAACCAGCUCGGUUUGAAGAACCUAGUUCUCUCCCGUUGCCGCCCAGGUCGCCAUUACCACCAUGCCGCCAUCUGUGACGGAUGUGAAAAGCGCAUCGUUGGUGUUCGACACAAGUGUCUUAGCUGUCCUGACUGGGAUUACUGCUGGUCUUGUGCAAAGACAGCCGAUCAGUCACACCCUCAACACCGAUUCGUCCCCAUCUACGGACCGAUCUCUGAAUAUUCGUUCUCUCAGGACGUUCACUAUGGCAUCUACUGUGAUGGUCCCUUGUGUCGUGGCAAGCCAUCCACUUCAUACAUCACUGGUGUUCGCUACAAGUGUGCUGUCUGCCAUGACACCGACUUUUGCGCUGCUUGUGAAGCGUUGCCGACCAACACUCAUAACCAAACUCACCCUAUGAUCAAGUUCCGCACUGCAGUACGUAACGUUACUGUCAACACACUGGGCGAUGAUGGCUUCGGUGGCCAGACCAUGGUCAUGGGUGACCGCACUCCUCCAGCUGUGCGUAGUUCUGCCAACGUCACUCCCACAUCUCCUGUUGAGGCCCCAUCUGUUGUAGAGAAGGUCGAACCCGAGGCAGUCAAGGAGGAGACCGCUGAAGAAGAGCCAGCUCCUGAGACACCCGAGACUCCCGCAACUCCCCGCCGUUCUUCGGUUGACUUUACCGACGACUAUAGCGCCUACUUCAUGAAAGACACCGUUUCCGAUGGAACUGCUAUGGCUCCAUCUCAAGUUUUCCAACAGACCUGGACACUUUACAACCCCGGUCCUACGACUUGGCCAGUGGGUACCAGCGUUCGGUACGUUGGUGGUGAUGCCAUGUUCAAUAUAAACACUGAGCAUCCUUCCAGCGUUGUAGCUCUUGCCGUGGCCAUGUCGAGCAACGAGUUGGUCCACCCAGUUGCACCUUCGGAGUCGGCUGACUUUUCCGUCACUUUGAAGACUCCUCAACGCAUUGGUUCUUCUAUCUCUUACUGGCGUAUGAAGCUGCCCAACGGAACUCCUUUCGGCCACAAGCUCUGGUGUGACGUCAAGGUUGUCGAACAGCCUAUUGCGGCAACUGAGCCUGUUGUGCCUGUCGUUGAAGAGGAGGCGGAGUCUGUCGUAUCCGAGUACGAGUCUGCAACCGUGGUUGAUGCUGCAACUGAGACCGAGUCUGAGGCUGAAAUGGCCGGUAGCAACAUGGUCUUCCCCAAGCUUGAGAAGGAGUCCCCAGUCUCCAGCACUCACACACUUGCCCAAAACCCAGCACCUUCCUAUACUGCUCCUUCUGUCGAUGACCAGGCUCUUCCCGAUGAUAUGGAGAGCUUGACUCUUGAGGACAGCGAUGAUGAUGGUUUCUUCACCGAUGAGGAGUACGACAUUCUUGAUGCUAGCGACCAGGAAUCCAUCAACGGCAAGCACUAG